AUGGAUACAGAUUACCCCGCGUCUCGUUCCACUUCCACAACUUCCUCUCUGGACCCUUACUAUUUCGGUCUCCAAUCGGGCUCUGAGUCACCUUAUCCUCCUCCUUUGCCAACUGCGCCGUCUCUGAGGGCCACUCCAGAGAGCAGACCUAUCCCAGAACCCGUCACUCCUGCAAGGGAUCCCGCCAACAUCGAUAGGCGAGGCUUGGUCGGCGUAGGAGAACUCGCUACUCCUCGAUGGACGCGCAGCAAUAGUGACAGCGAGGAGAAGAUUUCUAUUCCCGAGGCUCUUUUGGAAAAUGAACCCUACCAGGUCGUCGAGGCGGCGGAUGCCACAGAAGAUGAUGUACCAGACAGCCCAUGGACAAUUGAGGCCGUAGAUGGCGAGUCUUCCGAAAAAGAAGAUGUCGUCAAUACGGCGCCAAUCUCUCGCCCUCUCCGGGCGCGACCCUCAAUAACUGAGGAGAGCGGAGGCGAAGAAAUCCUGUACCCUCGAAAAGUAACUGCACCAGCACCAAAGCUUCCAAAGCCGACGUUUGGCGCCAGCUUCGCUGACGAGCUCUCACCCCAAGUGCCUGAGUUGUCCCUUUCUGAGUCUAGUUCCCCUCCUAGCGCCUUUUCACCUCCAAUUCGUAGAGCGAAGAAGCGUAGUUCAGACGAGUUUGAGCUGGAUCAGACAGGUUCUCUUGUGUCCAAGCAUGUCGGCGCUUCGGGCUCGUCCAAGGCUAAGGAGGAGAAGCCGUCAACUCGUCGCCAUCGUAGCCUCAAUUCGGGGAACAUUUCAACACGAGAAUCAAAGACUAGAAAAAGAGAAAGCAUCGGCCUUUCCACUGGUAGUAGCGUGAAGAGCACCCCUCCUGCGAAAGAGAAGCAUACGCGACAAGCUUCCGCUAGUUCAUCAUCCUCGAGCCAUACUGAUGUACAUCCGCGGCGUGUUCAUACUACUGAUUUCUCCCAUCUUCCCCCAUCGCCUUCCUCUUCGUCGAUCCAGCUAUUUCUUCGACAGGCGAGUAGCAAUGGCCCGCAUACGCCGCCUCUGGGUGCAACGCGAGAACCACAUCUCUCACAUAACUCUGCCAACGUUGCUCAUUCGUUACUUCGAGGAACCCAGGAGGGUUGGUCGGGUAUGGACGAUGAGGCUACGGCUGAGGCAUUACGCAAGCUGGAUGGUUUGUCUGGGCGCAGUGCUCGGACAAGGGCAAGUGUCGGUAGCCUUGGUCGUCCUCUCAGUCUCAGUCGGCCUGGAAGCCGACCUGGGACUCCGGCCAAGACUGCCAACCAAUGGGAAGGUGCUGGAGAGGGCAAACCUAACCGUACAGCAAGCACCGCGAAAGAAAGAGAUCUAGCUCAACGUCAGCUUUUGGGCCUUGGCUUACAUCCGCCAGAAGAUUCCCUUCUUGAUGUCGAACCCAUUGGAAGUGCUAUUAGCAGUGAUGAGCAGCAACCUCCUUAUCCCCACCUUGUGGAGAAGACGCCUAAAAAGAACGGUACUGGGAGUGCCCGAUCCAGUUUCACACCCAAGCGUGGCUCUGCUUCGUCGACCACGUAUGGGAGCACUCCGACAACCAGCUCACGGGAUUCUGCACAGAUGUCUGCGGCCACUAGUGCAACAUCUGUUUCAGCCACUUCUUUGCGCAAGGCGCGUAGAAACAGCGCAGGCAGUGAUAUUUCCAGCGUACAUUCAAGUGACGCCACUUCGCUCAAGGAUCGUGUAGCGUCACUGGCCGUAAAUGGUGAUACUCAAGAUGAUGCCGACGUUCCUCCGGUGCCACCUUUACCGAAAGAUUUGUUGUCUACUUACAGGUCACCACCUUCAACAGCUGCCGGUGUGAACUUCCCGUCUCCAGCUAUUCCGGAAGACAAAGACAAACGGAUCAGCCAUGAGCACGCUGGUAGUGAUCGACUCGAGAUACCUAACGUGAAUCCUUCAUUAGAAGCGUCCCCGGUCCGACGGCAGAGCCAGCACAAUUCAACAGGAUACACGAGUAGCGCCGUGAAUUCGGCUCCUGAAUCGACCCCCGUUGUUCACAAGACGCCAUCCAAGAAAUGGAGUUUCUCUAAUGCACUGAAUCUCAUGUCGGGCUCGCCUUCCUCCUCUAGCCAUAGAUCUAGCGGCUUCCCGCUCAGUCCUCGAGCCGUCACCUUCGGUCAGCAGAUACGCAGAUCCACUUCUAAGGAUCAGGCGUUAUCGCAGUCUGUACCUCCCAGCGCCCCUUGGUCCCCUACGCAACCGGACGCGAUGGCUUCGGCCUCAUCCCUCGCCUCUUUGUCGUCCAUAGGGUCUGUGCGUACACCAGCACCGGCACCCCCGUCCAAGACUCAGACUCCCGAACGGGGUGCUGUUCCAAGCCGAUCAGGUACAGAUUCAAGCGCAAGCACAAGCCAUACGUUCGCAUUGGCCGCACCACAAGCGCCAUUAAGUCCUUCUUCGUCUGUUCGACGCGGUCAAUCCAAGCGACUCACGCCUUCUUCUAUCCCCUUCUUCCGUAGGUCAUCAUCUCAGUCAAUGCAGUUGCCCCCGUCGAAUAUCGUGACGUCCUCGUCUCCAACGCUCCCAGGCAAUUCCACUAUAAUGCCGACCCCCAAGCAUAGUACUUCUCCGGGUUUAGACUACAACCCUCCGUCAACCUCUGCUCAUAAGAAGUCAUCCAUGUUGAGUUUAGGUCUUCCUUCAUUACUGAAAGGGUCAAGUUCAAGGAAGAGUCUCCACAGCGAUUCGAGAGAGUCUGUGAAAGAUUCGCCUCGGAAGGACUCGGAGAAGGCGCGGUUAGAAAAGAAGAAGGAAGACAAGGAGCGGAGUGAGAGUAGGAUCUCGGUGCUCAUGGGUAGGAAGCGGGGCAAGACAGUUUCCUCUACGGAUCCCCGGAAACCGAAGUCCCCCGUUAACUUGCCACCAAUGCAAAUGUCAGCGCUAGAACCAGCAACGGCCCAGCGCGUUGCACGACUGAAAGCCUCCAACUCAUCUUCAAUGUCGACCCCAGCUCGUGGAACCUCAUCUCGAGUGACUGCUCAAACUGUGAGCUCUAUGCAGAAACAGUCUGAUGCGUCGCUUCGCAGCCGAAAUCAGCUACCUACCAUUGCAGGGUCGCCUUCCGUGGGGAAUGUGUCGAAGGACUCGAAAGAGCCUAUUUCAUCUUCAUUGACGAACUCAAUAUUGGGAUAUCCCAAGGAGACCCCGACGAAGAUCCCUCGCAUAUCCAGCCGAACCUCGGCGGCUCCGUCGCCACCUUUGAAAGGUUCAGUAACGCUAUCUAAUCGACGGGCGAGUAUGACGGUUAAUGCGACCCCCACCUCUGCUAACCCCUCCCCAACGGAGCUGAACGAAUUUGGUGUAAUGGAUAUAACCGGUUCAACGACCAAAGCAUCUCGCAUGCCUCGUCAAGUAUCUGGAAAUGCAUCAUCGACUUCUGGUAUCCUCCCGCGCAAGAGUAAUCCGUCUACCUCAUCUGUGGCAUCUCUCUCAGCGUCUGCAGCUGCAACUGCAACAGAUGCAUCAGCGUCUCACCAUCAUCACCGGUUCUCUGCGCUCUCGCCCUCCAAAGGCCUCAAGCUUCUCAGUCCGAAGAUCUCACUCCCCACUGCCCGAUCCUCGAAUAGCACAAGCACGCACAACAUACAUCAGGCUAUAGCAUCUGCGUCAUCGAGUCGGCAGUCGCUAUCCACACCCUCUCCGGCGCCUAGUUCUGUCGAUGAGGAGGAGCUUCUUGGGGACGAGGAAAUGAUGCAUUACAUCAAGCGACAGCAAGCGAAGAAGAUAGCUAAUGGUGCGACGCAGGAAGAAUUGGAUGAACUGCUUCGCUUUCCAGAACCUUUACCUCCGGGAAAGCCUUCUUCCCCCUCAUCCAUUAUUAAAGGGUCUCAAGGUCAAUAUCUCUCUGAGUAUGAGCGCAAAGAGAUCCUGGAUUUCCCUUCGGUGUACUGUAUCGGCGCACGAAGUAAAAAGAAAAUGGCAACUCCGGACAACUCUUCUAACAAUUACGGCUACGACGACGAGCGGGGCGACUACCAGGUCGUCAAUCACGAUCAUUUGGCAUACCGGUAUGAAGUUAUCGACACGUUAGGGAAAGGUUCAUUUGGACAGGUGCUUCACUGCCGCGAUCACUGUUCUGGCGAGUCGGUCGCGAUCAAGAUCAUUCGGAACAAGAAACGGUUUCACCACCAGGCACUAGUUGAGAUCAAGAUCUUGGACAACCUUCGUAAAUGGGAUGAGGACGAGAAACAUCAUGUCAUUAAAAUGACUGAACACUUCUAUUUCCGCAAUCAUUUGUGUAUCGCGAUGGAACUCUUGAGUAUCAAUCUUUACGAGCUGAUCAAGGCAAAUGGUUUCGUGGGCUUCACUACGGCAUUGAUUCGACGUUUUACAAGUCAAAUGCUGAUGUCUCUGUCACUCAUGCGACAUCAUCGCAUCGUCCAUUGCGACUUGAAGCCCGAGAAUGUCCUACUGCGCCAUCCUGCCAAGAGUGGUAUCAAAGUAAUCGACUUUGGAAGCAGCUGUUUUGAAACCGAGAAAAUCUAUACGUAUAUUCAGAGCCGAUUCUAUCGGUCACCAGAAGUGAUUCUUGGUAUGAACUAUCACAUGGCUAUCGAUAUGUGGAGUCUGGGGUGCAUUCUCGCCGAACUGUAUACCGGGUUCCCUAUUUUCCCAGGCGAGAAUGAACAAGAGCAACUAUUGUGUAUCAUGGAAGUGCUUGGCGUUCCGGAUAAAGAUUUUGUCAACAAGAGCUCUCGUAAAAAGCUUUUCUUUGAUCCGAGUGGUGCACCUCGCCUGGUCGUUAAUUCCAAGGGACGCCGUCGUAGACCGGGAUCAAAAACUCUGGCUCAAGUGCUACGGUGCAAUGAUGACGAUUUCGUCGACUUCAUCUCCAAAUGUCUUGUUUGGGACCCCGAGCGGCGUAUCAAACCAGCUUCAGCUUUACGACAUCCUUUCGUCACCGGAGGUCGACGGCCUAAAGUACUAACAUCAACUUCAAAGAGUACACUGUCUACGCCAAGUCUUAGCGGCCGUAGGAAGGAUACGACAGAAACUCCCAAGAAAUCUCUUAUUAGCGCUCCGACACCUCUCACUGCACGAUCAUCACGAACUACUGGCAGUAACGCCGCACCGCCUACCCCGAGUAGCUCCUCUCAUGCCUCGACACUCGGUACUUCAAGAUCGUAUCGAGCUUCUCAACCUCAGAGCCUUUCAUCUUAUCAUUCGAGUCGUACCCUCAAUGGAUAUGCUAUAAAAUCAUACUAA
Molecule: messenger RNA, 5235 nt
Organism: Desarmillaria tabescens
Lineage: Eukaryota; Fungi; Basidiomycota; Agaricomycetes; Agaricales; Physalacriaceae
Exons: 12
Coding region: 1-5235 (1744 amino acids)
Biological process (GO): peptidyl-serine phosphorylation; peptidyl-threonine phosphorylation
Cellular component (GO): cytoplasm; cytoskeleton
Molecular function (GO): protein serine/threonine kinase activity; ATP binding; protein serine/threonine/tyrosine kinase activity
Source: RefSeq, a predicted model, not a curated record